AAAGAGCCUGAGGGUCUUCCACCAAGACGACCACUGCUUUUACCAGGGGUCACUAAGGUCAAGGGUCAACUCCUCAGUGGCACUGUCCACAUGCUUGGGGAUGGUUUGAUUCGAACAAUGGAUGCAGACUACUUCCUGAGACCAGUGUCACGUAGCCUCGCAGAGAGGGAGAACUUCACCGCUCCUGGCAGUCACCAGCCUCACAUCCUCUACAGAAGCGACGAGAACACCAGGUCCAAGCGGAGCUAUCGCCGGCCUAGCCGACUUCAGAAGAGAUCCGCUGAUGCAUCUCACCACAAAUCCAACGGAAGCUUACCCUCCUCAGCAGAGCCCACCUACGAGGCCUAUGAAGGAGAUCCAUAUAGACCCCCGCAAAUGCAAACAAGUUACAUCCAUGUUUAUCCGCAUGACAAAAGCAAUGGCACGAGCCAUGGAGACCGACUGAAGCAUCAAGAGAGCCGCCGUCGUCGCAGUGAUUACAGACACGGGGAGAAGCAGAGGCAGCACUUCUGUGGGAGAAGGAAGAAAUAUAUGCCUAAACCUCCAGCGGAGGAUGUUUUUAUCCUUCCAGAUGAGUAUAAGUUUGUCCCCAGGAACAAACGGGCAGUGCUGAUGAAGGAUCAACCCACUCAGAAGCUCAAUGUGGAGACGCUGGUGGUAGUUGACAAAGAGAUGAUGGACAACCAUGGCCAUGAGAACAUCACUACAUAUGUACUUACUGUGCUUAACAUGGUUUCCAGUCUAUUCAAAGAUGGCACAAUAGGAGGCAAUAUCAACAUAGUUAUAGUGGGUCUUGUUCUUUUGGAUGAAGACCAGGAUGGCUUGGUAAUCAACCACCAUGCUGACCACACUUUAAACAGCUUCUGCCACUGGCAGUCAGCUCUUGGAGGCAGAGAAGGCCGGCACCAUGACCACGCCAUCCUCCUCACAGGACUCGACAUCUGCUCUUGGAAGAAUGAGCCAUGCGAUACCCUUGGCUUUGCUCCAAUCAGUGGCAUGUGUAGCAAGUACCGCAGUUGUACAGUGAAUGAAGACACAGGGCUGGGUCUUGCCUUCACCAUUGCACACGAAUCGGGACACAACUUCGGAAUGGUCCAUGACGGUGAGGGCAACAUCUGCAAAAAGUCAGAGGGCAACAUUAUGUCUCCAACAUUGGCCGGUCACAAUGGUAUCUUCUCUUGGUCUCCAUGCAGUCGGCAGUAUCUCAGCCGCUUUCUGAACACUGCCCAGGCGUUCUGCCUAUCAGACGAACCCAGAGCAGUCAAGGAGUACCGGUACCCAGAGAAGUUGCCGGGCGAGCUGUACGACGCAGACACACAGUGCAAAUGGCAGUUUGGAGAGAAGGCCAAACUUUGCACCCUAGAUUUCAAGAAGGAUAUCUGCAAGGCUCUGUGGUGCCACCGUGUUGGGAGGAAAUGCGAGACCAAAUUCAUGCCAGCUGCAGAGGGCUCUGCCUGUGGCCCCAACAUGUGGUGUCGUAGGGGCCACUGUGUGAAGCAGGGUGAUGAAGGCCCCAGGCCUCAGCAUGGCCAUUGGUCAGAGUGGUCAUCGUGGUCUACGUGCUCUCGAAGCUGUGAAAGUGGUGUGACCUAUCGAGACAGGCAUUGCAAUAACCCAAGACCUACCAACGGCGGGAAGUUCUGUGACGGCUCCUCUAGAUCGUACAAACUUUGCAACACAGUGGAUUGUCCCCCCAACACUGCUGAUUACAGAGCAAAACAGUGUGCUGAGUUUAACAGCAAACAGUUCAGAGGAUGGUACUACACCUGGAGACCGUACACUAGAGUGGAUGAUCAAGAUGUAUGCAAGCUUUACUGCCUUGCUGAGGGUUAUGAUUUCUUCUUUGCGCUGGCCAGCAAAGUUAGGGAUGGGACACUUUGUUCCAAGGAUAGUUCCAAUGUCUGUAUUGAUGGAUUGUGUGAGAGAGUGGGUUGUGACCGCAUUUUAGGCUCAGCAGCUGUGCCUGAUGCUUGUGGUGUGUGUAAAGGAGACAACUCUACCUGCAAGAUCUACAAAGGACAGUACACAAAGCAGCAUUAUACUAACCAGUACUAUGGGGUCGUAACCAUCCCAGCUGGAGCUCGGAGUAUCCGUGUCAUGGAACUGAAUACUUCCAGCUCCUACCUGUCUGUCAGGGACACCCAGAGACACUACUACCUUAAUGGACGCUGGACAGUGGACUGGCCAGGGCGUCACCCCAUUGCUGGGACAAUCUUUGAGUAUAAGAGACCAUAUAACAGACCAGAGAGUCUCAUAUCGGCUGGACCUACAAAUGAGACACUGGUGAUAGAGGUAUUGUUGCAGGGCUGGAAUCCUGGCAUAAGUUGGGAAUAUUCUCUGAAGAAAACUGAUGAAAAGAUGAUCAAGAACCACAUUAAACACAGUUAUACAUGGGCUAUCAUACGCUCCCACUGCUCAGCGACUUGUGCUGGAGGACAUAUGCACACCAAGUCUGCAUGCUACAAAGACAGUAGAGUGCAGGUGAACAUGUCCUACUGCAAUCCCAGAACUAGACCAGCAACUGGAAUGAUACCCUGCAACACCCACUCAUGUCCUGCCAGCUGGACUGCAGAAGAGUGGGGGGCAUGCAGCCGUAUCUGCGGAGGAGGGGAGCAGACGCGGCGGGUUCAGUGUGUCCAGAAGACCAGUCAGACCACUGUAGACACCCUGCCCGACUCUCAGUGUCCACAUUCACCCCCGGCCACGAGGCAAGCCUGCAACACACACAGCUGCCCACCAGUUUGGACUACUGGUCCGUGGUCUCAGUGUUCACGGAAGUGUGGCCAUGGUCUGAAGAAGAGGAGUGUGCAGUGCACGAGCAGCAACCCAGGUGCUCAAACUCACACACUGUCUGACAGUGAGUGCGCAGGCCUGCAGAAACCUGCCACUCAAGAAUCCUGCUUUGUCAAACGCUGCCAGAAACAACGGAAGGUCCAAUGGUUUCUCUCCACAUGGCAAGAGUGUUCAGCAACAUGCGGCCGUGGUUAUCAGGCACGCUUCAUCAAGUGUGCUGAAAAGGACACUGCGGGGAAAUACAGAGAGCUUACAGCCAAAAAGUGCUACCAUGUCCCCAAGCCCAAAGUGGAGCUCCAGAGGUCCUGCAUCCUGGCCGAGUGUCCUACCCGAGUUACUCCACCUGUCCAUCGAUGGAGGACGCCUCAUCACCCUCAUCCCCCUCAUCACCCUCAUCCCCUUCAUCCCCCUCAGCUUCUCCCUCAAGUUACAGCUUCACCAGAGUGGCACUCAUCUCCUUGGUCUCAGUGCUCAGUAACAUGUGGAGGAGGGGUGCAGGCCAGGACAGUGCAGUGUCAGAUCCAGGGAAAGCCUUCUACCGGCUGUGUCAGCCAUCUUCGACCCUCAUUGUCUCAGGCCUGCAACACAAACUUCUGCCCACAAUCAGAGAAGAAAGAUCUGGCUUGUAGGGAUUACUUCAACUGGUGCUAUCUGGUUCCCCAACAUGGAGUCUGCAACCACAAGUUCUAUGGCAGGCAAUGCUGCCACUCCUGUUCAAAUUCCAACCUAUAACCAUUCAAAGGGACUGUUGGUGGUACUUAUGUAGCUAGAUAGUGAAAGGACUAUGUUGAUGCCAAUGCGUGGAAAAACAUUGUUUUUUUUAUAAGCAUGUGGCAAGCACUGAUAAAAGUUUAAACGAGUUGCUGUGGCUUUUGCUCUCUCUGUGAUCCUGGACAUCUGAAUGAUCUGAUUCUAACAGAAAGAUUUGGAUGUAGUGGAGUGCAAAUACAGAAGAGGAUUUUGGGAAGGAUGUAAUAAGAUGCAAGCUAAUGGGACAGACAACUUCUGUUCAGAAGACUCACCAUCUCCUGGACAAAAAGUGGCUAGUUGAGGUUUUAAACACUACAAUGCAUCAACAAGUGUGAUGUUUUUUUUUCCUUUAUUGGCUUGGUAUCUAUAAGAGGUCCGAUUAUAAAAAGGGAUGUUUCAAGGAUUCAUUUAAAAUUAAAAAUGCACCCUAGAACUGACAGGAAAACAGAAAAUACCCUGUCAUAAAGUUAUAACCUUUGGAGUCAAAUACCGUUAUAAAAACCAUCAUACACGAGAGACGUAUUUUGAGAUCGGACAUAUCCGUGUGAACUGGCUUUCAUACCUAAUGGUGCUACAAGUUGUCACUUUAACUUCACAGAAACAUUGUGAUAGCCUUAAAAUUCAGGACAGAAUUGUGUCUCCUGUGUACAGUGUUGUUUGUUUUAUUUAUUUGCUUUACGAUUUAGCAUUGCUGGAAGACUGUAUUAUCAAACUGUAUGCAUACACCCUUUCAAAGUGCCUUAACACCAAUACAUUCAUAGUUGUUGUCACACACUGACAAGCCAACAGCUUUUAGCCUUACAUCAUAACCUGACUUGUGUUUUCUUGUGACAUAAACAGUUAAGUUGACAUCAUCACUGGUAACUGUGUUGACAUAUUAUUGCAACCUUUGAUAAGAUAGCCAUGUCUUACAUUUGGCACAGCACUGCAUUACAUAUUGCCUGGGGUCUGAGAGCAAUGACAGGAAGUGGUUAAUGGUCUGACUAUAUGACCUCUUACAUUUUAAGCAGAAUGACAUUAACAAAUGUGUGCCAUGACAUGAGUCCUGAUGUCAUCCAGUGUAGCUUAAAGUGGGAGUGAAUUUAAUCUUCCAGGGAGUAGAAAGUUUGAAACUCUAAAUGGAUGAAUGCAAUGUGGAGAAAAGCUCAGGAGGGAAACGUGAUCUCCUCUGUUAUAUUUCUUUGGCUGAUGCUUUUAAUGCAGCAAGGUGCUUUCACCAUCAGGAUGGCUUUGCCUUUCAGUUUAUUAUUAACAUCCCUAUCGUUAUUACCUGUUUUUCUCUUCAUCAUAGGUGCUAGGCUGUUGUUUUGUAUUGCAUAUCUUAAUACGCAGCUUUUUAUCAGUUGGAUUCAACAAUUGUAUUUUAGGUUUGUAAAAUAAACAUUCUAGCUCUUG
Messenger RNA from Fundulus heteroclitus (mummichog), 4938 nucleotides. RefSeq names its product A disintegrin and metalloproteinase with thrombospondin motifs 16. Lineage: Eukaryota; Metazoa; Chordata; Actinopteri; Cyprinodontiformes; Fundulidae. Gene Ontology annotation, biological process: proteolysis; extracellular matrix organization. Bases 91 to 3525 code for a protein of 1144 amino acids. Gene Ontology annotation, cellular component: extracellular matrix. Gene Ontology annotation, molecular function: metalloendopeptidase activity. The transcript is spliced from 22 exons. The record is from RefSeq and is a predicted model, not a curated record.